AUGAGUGCGCAGGAUGAAGCAAAUCUGGCUGCUUCCAACCACCAGGCGCCCGCGCCACCGUUGAUUGAGGGCGAUUCAGACCACUCGAAAGCUACAGGCACCAGCUCAGCCUUGUCCCUAGAUCAGAACAGUCAUCCACAACCAGUGACUGCUGCGACUAGCCAUGACGCUGCAUCAGAGUCCGUGGAAGAUCCUCCACAUGGCGCAUCUGCGAUUGUGACUAUAUCGACAAAGCCGGCACAAGAUCCUAUCCAGAGCCGCAAAACGUUGCUCUUUGCGUGGUUCGAGAGGACAUUUUCCGACAGCUGGAUCCCAGAGAUUGGCGCCAUCGUGUUUAGCAUCCUCUGCCUGGUCGCCAUCGUCGUCACCUUGGCUGUUUUUAACAACAAACCGCGUCCCCAGCUGGUAAAAUACAUCACCUUCAACACUAUUAUCUCCAUAUUGGCGACGGGGACCCGCUCAUCCUUAAUCUACGUCACUGCGGCAACACUUGGACAGAAAAAAUGGACAUGGUUUAGGAGCCGACCAAGACGUCUACGCGACGUGCAAGCCAUUGAUGAAGCGAGUCGCGGCCCGCUCGUGCCUUCUGCAAAUGCUUCAGCCCGAAGAGCGACAUUUAUCCCGGAUCUAGGCCGCUCCACGGUGGCCCAAGACGCUGUCGCACUUGGUACAUUCUCAGACUAUUAUCCACGUAAUCCGGCAUGCCCAUCGCGAAAUUGCACCUGGCCGGAUGUGCGCUCCGUCGGCUGGUGCUCUCAAUGUGAAGAUGUCACUAGCCAGGCCAAGAUCAUUGAUUGUGAUCAUCCUCUUGACUGGAAUGUUGACAACUACACCGCGGAAGAGUACAAGAUCACCAACUGCAAGUUCUCUCUGCCUUCCUUUGAGCCGGUCUCUUCUCUGGUCGUCAACGCCUCAACGACGGUUGGAUAUGAGGAAUGUUAUAGUAACAACACAUGUCGCGACAUUCCCCUACUCGACGGAAACGACUCGGACGCUACGGGCACCGCUUCUCAAUAUGAACUACAGCAGCGGAUGGUCCUACAGAUGUACGAAAUUGUGCUCGCUCCUGUCGUCAGCGCAUCCGGCUGUGGUAUUGCUUCAGCCGUGAUAUGUAGCGUUUCGCCCUGUAUGAAUACCUACUCAAUCUCAGUCCAGGACUCUCAAGAGCACACCAAGCUGGUGGACUCGCAAUUCUAUCAAUCGCGUCUACGCAAACUGGCAUCUUUCGGCGAGGACCCCUCUGAGUCUCCGCUAGAAGCAGCCACGUGUUUUGAAUUCGACGACACUCUAAAGAAGUACAGCAGGGUGAUACCGUGGCCAAGCGCCGUGCCUUCAUUUGUCGAUGUAGAGCACGAAGCAUUCUGCAUCUUUGACUGGAGGCUCUUAACAGACAUCUCCAACUAUACCUGGGCUUCUCCUCUUGGUCCUUGGGUCGACCCAAUUGUGUCAGCCAUCUCUGCAACCGUGUCUGUCGCCGCCCCUUUCUUGUUUUACGACUCCGGAAUAGAACCUGGUUCGACCUUUGUGCCCACACCUUCCGGCUACUCUUUCAUCGAACAUAUUCUGUCCCAUGGCGGGCUGCCGUCUGCCCUCACUAACAUCAGUCAUUCUCUGACGAGCCUGAAUCUUGAGUAUUCGACGGAGACGGUGUCAGGCAGUCUCGUCGAGCAAGUGGUCUUCGUGCACGUCCGAUGGUGCUGGAUCACGCUCCCCGCCAUCCUCGUUGCCGCUGCCGCAGUCUCGCUGGUGAUGGCCAUCCUCGAGACUCGGUCUCAUGGUGCUGAGUUGUGGAAGGACUCGACGCUCGCUUUGCUCUACCAUGGGAUUGCCGAGAAUGUCAUAGACAGCCAAAAGCUGUACAGCAAAACCAGUGAGAUUGAUAAGGCUGCUCAGGCGGUUGACGUUCAACUGACGACGGACGACAACUCGGGGAGACUUCUGCUGAGACCACAGAAUCGGCCUGGAAAGGCUUGA
Messenger RNA from Exophiala xenobiotica, 1974 nucleotides. RefSeq lists its product as uncharacterized. The record is from RefSeq and is a predicted model, not a curated record. The coding region runs from base 1 to 1974 and encodes 657 amino acids. The transcript is spliced from 3 exons. Lineage: Eukaryota; Fungi; Ascomycota; Eurotiomycetes; Chaetothyriales; Herpotrichiellaceae.